Messenger RNA from Mollisia scopiformis, 1371 nucleotides. RefSeq lists its product as uncharacterized. The transcript has a single exon. Lineage: Eukaryota; Fungi; Ascomycota; Leotiomycetes; Helotiales; Mollisiaceae. The coding region runs from base 281 to 952 and encodes 223 amino acids. The record is from RefSeq and is a predicted model, not a curated record.
UUGACUCACGCUUGGUCUGGUUCAUACACAUCAAAUUCUCGGAUCCACCGAAUCCUCACGACGGCUCUCAUAUACUACAGCCAGCAUUGGCGCUUUUGAUACAAACCCGCCUCAAAAGCUGUGGAGAAUAACUGGAGAUGGAUCGGCCGUCAAUAAACAGCCGCACGACCUGUUGGACGGAAUAGGAUGUAUCUCCCCGUCCCGGUCAUUGUUGUUGCUCAUGCCGAGUCGCGUGCUUAACUCCAAUCAGGUAACAUGUCGCCCAGGUUGCAGAAGCCCAAUGCCUCUGUCCCUGUCCUGGCUUGCAUGUACAAAAGUGUCCAUGACUUGGUCAGCUCGCCCUAUCUGGUCAAGAAAGAGGAGCUUCAAUUCAGCAAGAGCGCUUCACGACUUACCUCUUGAACGUGCUCAAUGCCCACGCUGCUCUAGAGAAUUCCAGGAGAUGAGUGCAGCCCAGAUCCCCUUGGAUUUGCAUACUAUUCACAGAUCCAAAUCGUCCAUGGCUGUCCAGACCCACCAGAAAUCUCAACGGCGGGGACGCUUUGACAUUUAUUCACGAUGGAGGAGGAGGCGAAAUCUCCGUUCCUCAACGCCCGAGCAUGAUGAGCACAGGCAAAAUUCAAAUCUUGAACAAGGUGACGUAAAGAAAGCCCGUCAAGCCGCGAGACAUUCUCAUACGCUCGCGAGGAGAAGAGCUCCAACCCGAGGGUCCUCUCCUCUCCUCUCCUCUCGGCACAUGUCUACAAAUCCUUCAUCCAGGGCAGACCCUACACGAUGCCCUUGCUCGCUCGGGGUGGCAGCAGAUCCAUAUAUCUGGGACUUGACGCCCGUGUUUGACAACGCAUCCCACCCUUCUCUCCAACGCUUUUCCGGGUCGUGGAAGAUUCCCACAGCCAGCAGAACAAGCAAGCAAUUCCCCAUUGAACUUCUUCAUUCUCACAAAAGGGUGUGAGCCAUUCCCAAAUACAGGUUUUGGGCUGGAGGACCCUGUCUGCAGUGAUGGGCCAGUCCAUAGUCCCGCAUCAGUAUGAUCUGAGUCCAGGAUCCUCGACCAAGCCAGGAUCCCGCGCAAGAUUUACCUUGCUGCGUCUAAUAAUCACCGAUCAGCAGCGAUUCUUUGGUGCUCGGACUGGGGACUCUUGGAGAUUUUGUGUUAUCGACCAGGAUUCGCGAAUGGAGGCGUGAGGGGAGACGUGAAGAGCCAGCCAAUAAACGUAUUAUGGAACACGAGCCCUGACGCGGAUUUGACGCGUCUUAAUAAGCUUCCGACUAGAGCGGUGGUUGGCCUGCGGUCACGGCCAUGGUCCCCUCACUUACGCCGCAGAUGCACACGGAAACUCAAAAAAUAAUAAUAAUAAACUGUGCGGCAUC